Danaus plexippus (monarch butterfly) is the source of this 1744-nucleotide messenger RNA. RefSeq names its product dual specificity protein phosphatase MPK-4-like. The transcript is spliced from 8 exons. Gene Ontology annotation, biological process: protein dephosphorylation. Lineage: Eukaryota; Metazoa; Arthropoda; Insecta; Lepidoptera; Nymphalidae. Gene Ontology annotation, molecular function: protein tyrosine/serine/threonine phosphatase activity. Gene Ontology annotation, cellular component: nucleus. Bases 210 to 1433 code for a protein of 407 amino acids. The record is from RefSeq and is a predicted model, not a curated record.
UAUCACUUACUCCAACUGUCAAUGUCACUAAAAGCAAAACAUAAAAUUUAAUUUGAAUGUGUAUUUCGCGCCCGGUGUCACACAGUGAGGGAAUAAUCAAUUGUUGUUAAUAAGAGUGGAGUUAUUUAUAUUUAUACAACAUUUAAUCUUGUAUGACAAUAUAUUAUUAAUUGGUUUCUAAAAGAAGCGGUGUUUAUUGUUUAGAAUAAAUGGCGAGACAGAUCGCUGAUGUUGAGAUUCAUGCGAGCGACACUCGAGACUUAGACGACGAUAAUCUCGAUGUUAGUGUCGACCUCAUUGACGAUGGUCUGUAUUUAGGUAACCUAGCAUGUGCAAGAGAUCACAAAACUCUGGAACAGCUGGGUGUGACUCAUAUCCUCACUGUUGACCUGGUGCCAUUGCCCAGGUCGAUAUUGGAUCAAACCAGUCUCAUCAUCAAAUAUAUUAAAUUGGCAGAUGUGCCAAAAGAAGACCUCAUCACUCACCUGCCAGAAUGUAAUGAUUUUAUUAAGGAUUCCAUAGCAAAUGGCGGAAAAGUUUUAGUACAUUGCUACUUUGGUGUGUCAAGGUCAGCGGCGGUGGUGAUUGGAUACAUCAUGGAGAAAUAUGGACUGUGCUAUGAAGAUGCCUUUGUACUGGUCAAGUCCAAGAGGAGGUUCAUCGGCCCUAACAACGGGUUUGUGGCUCAGCUCAAGCUGUUCGGACAUAUGGAGUACCGACUCAACAGAGACGACCCCAGGUAUAAGCAGUUCAGGUUGAAAAUGGCUGGGCAGAAAUUGAAACAAGUCAAAAUUCUGCCGCAGUGCUUCGCAGACUUGAUAAAACCAGAUCCGGGAUUGAUAAGGGAGCGGCCGGACCCAAUAGUUUACCGCUGCAAGAAGUGUCGCAGAAUCGUUGCAAGCCAGAGUAACAUAAUACCUCACAUUCCCAAGCAGGUCAAGGUGGAACUCGCCAAGAAGAACAUGAGACCGCCGCCCAGUAAACACACAGGGUUGAACUGUGCAGAAAAUGGACAAUUGUUGAUAGAGAAGUUGAAGAAUCUGGCAUGCCAGAUGAUGGAGAGCAAACUAACAGCCGAUGAUAGUCCAGGGAGGAGCGAGGAGAGUGGACAGGACAGCGACGGGGCAGCUCAUGUAUGGGUGGAAUAUACUGGUGACGAAUAUAUGGAGCAUAACGUAGAUGGCGCCACGUGUCGCCUGGGACCCAACGUCUGUAGACUGAUGUGGUUCGUGGAGCCGAUGUCCUGGAUGAAGGCCACCAGCUCGCCCCAGGGGAGACUCGCCUGUCCACAGUGCGGCGCCAAGAUAGGCAGCUACAGCUGGGUCAUGGGCUGUAAGUGUCCGUGUGGCCAGAAGGUGGCUCCAGCGUUCUACUUGGUGCCGUCCAAGGUGGAGUGGUCUAACAUAGUACAAAAUGUUCAAACAACUGUGUAACUUACAAGUCGGUAUCUUCCAACGCAUUUCCUGUUGCCAUUGUAUUUAAUUUACAGUUGUUUAAUAUUCCAAGAUCCUGUUAUAUACACAUAUAUAAUAGUUUGCUCAGAUUGUUGUCUAAGUACUGUUUGUAGAUUUAGACCCGCUCUGCAGAUUUUGGGGUGUUCCUUACCAGAGUUUGUUGAUGUUUCCGUGUUUUAUAUUUCCGAUGUUGACCUCUCCAUAUCACAUAGUCGGUGCUUCCUAUACUCUGAUAUUAAACAUUUAUGUCUAUGUUACAAAAUGUACAAACAAAUAUACUGUUAUUUAUU